AUUGGUGAAACAUUAGUAGUAUCUAAGAUGGCAAAUAAUGAAGGGACUACAAGCUCCAAUGUGCAAUCGGGUGAAAUGAUACCUGUUCCAAUUCUUGAGAAAGGAGUUUUUCGUUUUGAUUGUUCAGUAAAUGAUAGAAAUAAUGCAUUACCGAGCAUUUCUUUCAAAAAUCCAAAAGACAGAGAUACACCAAUUACGAACAGUGAUCUAAACCCAACCUACACUCCUACAUUUGAAUGUGUUAAGGAAAAACGAACAGUCAAUAUUGAGUUGCCGUCUGGCACCUCUUUUUAUGGAACUGGAGAAGUUAGUGGGCGGCUGGAGCGAACCGGAAAGACAGGGACAACUUCCUUGUAUCAAUCCCAUCCUUGGGUACUAGCAGUUCUCCGUGAUGGAAAAGCAUUAGGGGUUCUUGCAGAUACUACGAGACAAUGUGAGAUUAACUUGAGUAAGGAAUCAAAUAUAAAGAUCGUAGCUCCGAUAUCAUAUCCUUUGAUCACAUUUGGUCCAUUUGAUUCACCAACAGAUGUUCUCAUGUCUUUCUCCCGGGCUGUUGGUACUGUUUUUAUGCCACCCAAAUGGUCAUUGGGCUAUCAUCAAUCUAAUCGGAGCGAUGAUCCUGAUGAGCUUCGUAAGAUUCCAACGAAAUUUCGUGAAAAAAAAAUACCUUGUGACGUCAUAUGGAUGGACACAGAGUACAUGGAUGAUUUUCGAUGUUUCACAUUCAAUAAGGACCGGUUCUCGGAUCCGAAGUCUCUUGCAGACUAUCUUCAUCAAAAUGGUUUCAAAGCAAACUGGAUGCUUGACCCAAGGAUCAAAUGUGUAAAGGGCUAUUUCGUCUACGACACUGGUUCUGAAAGAGAUAUCUGGACUCAAACUUCUAGCGGGGAGCCGUUUGAAGGUGAGGCGUGGUCUGAACGUUGUGUAUUUCCCGACUUCACAAAAUCAGAAGCUCGUUCAUGGUGGGCUAGUCUUGUCAAGGACUUUGUUACUAAUGGUGUGGAUGGUUUAGGAAAUGAUAUGAAUGAACCGGCUAUUUUCAAGACUGAAACGGAGACAAUGCCCGAGAGCAAUAUUCAUAGGGGAGAUCCAGAAUAUGGAGGCAAACAGAACCAUUCACACUAUCACAAUGUUUAUGGAAUGCUGAUGGCAAGAUCAACAUAUGAAGGCAUGAAACUAGCUAAUGAAAAAAAACGUCCAUUUGUCCUUACUCGAGCUGGGUUCGUGGGAAGCCAAAGGUAUGCUGCUACGUGGACAGGAGAUAAUAAGUCUACUUGGAAGCAUCUUCAAAUGAGUAUCCCUAUGGUUCUUAAUCUGGGACUUAGUGGACAGCCAUUUUCAGGGCCAGAUAUUGGGGGAUUUAUUGGGAAUGCAACACCAAAGCUGUUUGCAAGGUGGAUGGGUGUGGGUGCUAUGUUUCCUUUUUGUCGUGGGCAUUCUGAUAAAUCUAGCAAAAAUCGUGAGCCUUGGUCCUUCGGAGAAGAGUGUGAAGAAGUUUGUCGAUUGGCAUUGAAGAGGCGAUAUAGGCUUUUACCUCACAUAUAUAAUCUGUUUUACUUGGCACAUAAACAAGGUAUCCCAGUGGCAACUCCGACCUUUUUUGCUGAUACCAAAGAUAUGGGGUUAAGAAAACAAGAUAAUUCAUUCUUGUUGGGACCAGUUCUUGUAUAUGCCAGCACCAGAGAUGAUACUGUGUCAAAGCUUCAACUGCUGCGCAAGUUGCCUGAAGGAAUAUGGACUAGUUUUGAUUUUGAUGAUUAUCAUCAGGAUUUGCCAACCCUGUACCUAAAAGGAGGAUCCAUCAUUCCUUUGGCUCCUCCUCGUCAAAAUGUUGAUGAAGCUAAACGUGAAGAUGAUUUAACUCUGCUGGUGGCUUUGGAUGAAGGUGGUAAAGCUGAAGGUUUCCUCUAUGAAGAUGCUGGUGAUGGAUAUGAUUACCUUAAUGGAGGAUACUUGUUGACAACAUAUGUUGCUGAAACUCAGACUUCCUCGGUAACCAUAAAAGUUUCGAAAACUGAAGGGUCUUGGGAGAGACCAAAGCGCCGUUUAAAUGUGAAUUUACUGAUUCAAACUGGUUCUGUGCUUGAUGCAUGGGGUAUUGAUGGGGAGAUUGUGCAAAUCAAAUUUCCCACACUAGGUGGUGCAGCUUGAAGAAAGUGCAGAAAGGUUGGUUUC
Molecule: messenger RNA, 2175 nt
Organism: Olea europaea var. sylvestris
Lineage: Eukaryota; Viridiplantae; Streptophyta; Magnoliopsida; Lamiales; Oleaceae
Product: alpha-glucosidase 2-like
Exons: 17
Coding region: 28-2151 (707 amino acids)
Biological process (GO): carbohydrate metabolic process
Molecular function (GO): hydrolase activity, hydrolyzing O-glycosyl compounds; carbohydrate binding
Source: RefSeq, a predicted model, not a curated record